Dichomitus squalens LYAD-421 SS1 is the source of this 432-nucleotide messenger RNA. RefSeq lists its product as uncharacterized. Bases 1 to 432 code for a protein of 143 amino acids. The transcript has a single exon. The record is from RefSeq and is a predicted model, not a curated record. Lineage: Eukaryota; Fungi; Basidiomycota; Agaricomycetes; Polyporales; Polyporaceae.
AUGUCGACUCCCUCUAUGCUCUCAUACAACACCCGGCGCUGGGCGCUGGUCUCGUCCUACUCACCCUCUGCUCGCCCCUCUGUCCCUCUAGUCAGGCGACCUCCUCUCCUCUCCGACGCUGCCUUCGGUCCGCCGGAGCUCCUCUCUCCCCCGGAGGCGGCUGGCCGCUAUGAUGAGGUCUGCUCUCGUCCUAGGACUGUCGAGCCUGCGAUCGUGGGUCUAGGAUUUCAGUUCGGUGACUGGAUUCCCGAAGGCUCCGAUCGUCUUCAAAGCGCAUUCGACCUCAAGCUCGUAUCUCGUAAAGGCUUGUACAAGACGGGGCCCGACGACGGGCCCCGCUCUGAUCAUGGCCAGGUCGCCUCCAAGAGUUUUGGCGGAGCUUUUGUGAAGCGGCUGACCGCCAUCUGGGGUAAGGUCAUGAGAAGGACUUAA